AUGCGUCGUACCUCCCGGCCGCCAAAGGAUUUGAGCGAGUCUGUCCAGUAUAUGUCACCCAAACUCCCGAAGAUGGCGAAAUCCGCUGUUCUCAUUUCUCUGGCAUUCCUGGCUGUUCUAGCAUCAGGUUCCAGUGAAAAUUCUGCCAGUUCGGCUAAUAGUGUCGCGGAACUGGAACAGGCGGUUUCCACACCGAAGCAGGAUUCCGAACUGCAGGCGCAGCAGAAUUCAGAACAGCAAGGAUAUGAGGAUACUCGCAGCCCAGUUAUUCGCAAGAACUACGUGCUAAUUUUUCUACUCGGAGUAAUACUACUCGGUCUCGUUCGCAUUGCCGGUGCCCGUAGAGAGCCUGCCUUUUUGCAAGGAACAGUGUUACCCCUGGCAUGCCGCGCUUAUGGAUGGUGCAAGCCAAUACCGUAUUUGGAGUCCUUGCCACACGGAACGGGAGCAUCAGUUUGGCAAAUUGGGGAAAAACUGCAUGGGGACUUGCACUUAGGCCCUGAGCGCAUGUGUCCUCCCAAGAUAGACGUUGUCGUGGGUGGCAUUAGCACAUGGUUGGCCACCGGCGCCUCCACUUCGGAUGGUGGUACCUUAAUUAUGUUUUCCUACUCAUCUUGUGUCCAACUGUUUUGUGUUCGCGCUCCCGUGUUUCCUUUGGAUGCUCUGCGGAAAGUGGAGUCAUACUCGCUAGGCCUCCUUGAUCAGCGCGCGCAGCAUGAGAUGGGUGCUAAGAACAGUACAGAUCCUUGCGAUGCAGCUCAGCAGCAGUAG
Molecule: messenger RNA, 771 nt
Organism: Eimeria maxima
Lineage: Eukaryota; Apicomplexa; Conoidasida; Eucoccidiorida; Eimeriidae
Exons: 6
Coding region: 1-771 (256 amino acids)
Source: RefSeq, a predicted model, not a curated record